AUGGGAUAUUACCUUGCUGAUGACAUAUAUUCAAAGUGGGCAACAUUUGUAAAAACAAUCCCAGCUCCACAAGGACAUAAAUAUAAAUUAUUUGCAGCAGCCCAAGAGGCGUGUAGGAAUGGUGUUGAGUGUGCAUUUGGAGUGCUUCAAGCACGUUUCGCAAUUGUUUGUGGAAUUGCACAAUUUUUCCAUCUUGAAACACUCCAAAAGAUCAUGAAAGCGUACAUAAUUCUCCAUAACAUGAUUGUUGAAAAUGAGCGGGAUGAUAAUGAAGUGGUGGACUUGGAUUAUGAACAAAAUAAUGGAGUAGAUAAUCCUCUUCUACAAGUGUUACGUGAACAAAGCGAUGAAUUUUUGUAA
Molecule: messenger RNA, 360 nt
Organism: Quercus lobata
Lineage: Eukaryota; Viridiplantae; Streptophyta; Magnoliopsida; Fagales; Fagaceae
Exons: 1
Coding region: 1-360 (119 amino acids)
Source: RefSeq, a predicted model, not a curated record